AUGUCGCCAUCUACAUCCCCCGCCGGCAAGCGCAAGCGCAGCGCCUCCCACCUUCCCGCGCCCGUUCCCAAUAACGUCACAGCCGACCUCCAACCGUCCUCUCGCGACGCGUCCGGCGAAGAAGGCGGCGAGUACUCGACAGGGCCCGCUAAUGCCAACUCCCACAUCACCAAUGGUACCCGCCACCCUUCUAAGCGGGCCCGCAAGGCUGCCGCCGCCGAUGCCGCAAGCCACACCGAGGUGAACGGGGUCAAGUCAGCCAUCAACAAAGAAGACCCCGGCGAGCCAUCUGAGACAACUGUCGCCAGCAGCGACAUUGAGGGUGGGCCUCGGUCGCGCCCCGGCUUACAUAUUGAUUUACCCGAAGAUGAUGAGCCUGUUACAGAGGAGCAAAUGGCGCCCCCGGUCUUUGGGCGCUUGCAGGAUCCCGUGGGCUACCACACUAACCCCCCCCAACGGGCCGCUCAGUACGCGUGUAUGCGGACGGUGUCUUUGAUUUGUUCCAUCUUGGGUAGCCACAUGAGACAGCUCGAGCAGGCCAAGAAGGCUUUCCCCGAUACUUAUCUGAUUGUCGGUGUUACUGGCGACGAGGAGACACACCUGCGCAAGGGUCUGACGGUGCUCAGCGGCGCUGAGCGCGCGGAGACUAUCCGUCACUGCAAGUGGGUCGACGAGGUUAUCCCCUCCUGCCCGUGGGUUGUGACACCGGAGUUCCUGUCUGAGCACCAGAUCGACUACGUUGCCCACGACGAUCUGCCCUACGAGGCCGCUGAGGGUGAUGACAUCUACGGCCCUAUCAAAGAGCAGGGCAAGUUCCUGGUGACCCAGCGUACAGAGGGUGUCAGUACCACUGGUAUCAUCACACGGGUCGUCCGCGACUACGACCAAUACAUCUCUCGUCAAUUCAAGCGCGGCGCCUCCCGCCAAGAACUAAACGUAUCCUGGCUCAAGAAGAACGAGCUCGAGAUCAAGCGUCAUGUCGUCGAGCUGCGUGACAACAUCCGCAACAACUGGACCAUGACCGGCCAGGAGCUCGGCCGUGAAUUGCGCCAGAUCUGGCAGAACAGCCGCCCUAACAGCCCCGCGCCCAGCGCCCGCAACAGCAUGGACUGGGGAAUGCGUGGGCCCCUCACCAGCCCGACAGGUGGCAGCAAGUCGCACCUGUCGCGUGUGGGUGCGGAGCACAACCGCGCAGAUAGCCCCAUGGGCUCACGCCGCAAUGAGGAUUUCGCUACUGGUUACAGUCUCGGAUUGAUCGGAGGUGUGCGUGCUUGGAUGGCCCGCAGCCGCCAAUCCCUCCAGGAACCCCCCAGCGGCAUGCACAGUCCCACCGACGAGGAACUCGAGUCCGAGCACAACAACGGCUACGAGGAGGAGGUGCGUGGCCGUGCUGGUCACCUCUCUGCGCAGUAGAUGACUUGGUUUACUGCCUUUGAAGCCCUAUUGUCCCGACCAAGCUACAAAUUGGGUGGUAAAUAGGCUUGCCAUUCUUGCUGUAGCCGCAAUUUUCCCCCUUCCCCCAACACACCUUCCCUCCUAUUCCUUUGCAUAUGUCUCCAUCUCUUCAUCUUGCAUUCGGUUCGUGUCUUAUACUUUAAAUUGUGCCGUAACUGGCGGUUUUUCCUAUGUCGGGCGCUUGGUGUCUUCUUUCUUCUUCUGUGAAUCGGCUGUAUGCUGGACUUCGCUGGUUCGGCUUCGAUACAGUUUCUUUUUCAUCAUUUGUCUUUUUUGUUCUUGAUCCUUGCUUUGGUUGUGGUUUGGCGGUUUCAACGCUUCUCCUUCCCCUUAAUACUCUUCCAAUGAACUUGUUUCCUGUUUGAUGUCU
Messenger RNA from Penicillium samsonianum, 1825 nucleotides. RefSeq names its product choline-phosphate cytidylyltransferase. Gene Ontology annotation, cellular component: nuclear envelope. Lineage: Eukaryota; Fungi; Ascomycota; Eurotiomycetes; Eurotiales; Aspergillaceae. The record is from RefSeq and is a predicted model, not a curated record. The coding region runs from base 1 to 1413 and encodes 470 amino acids. The transcript has 4 exons. Gene Ontology annotation, biological process: CDP-choline pathway. Gene Ontology annotation, molecular function: phosphatidylcholine binding; choline-phosphate cytidylyltransferase activity.